AUGGCAGAGAAAAUUGGCGAGAGAACGCCCAAGCUCGCUGCAGACGGCCGUCCAAAGCCAUGCUGCAUUUGCCUCGAUGAGAAACGAGUGCGCGACGAGUGCAUGUUCAACUCGGAAGAUGGCAUGGUCCAAUGCAAAGAUCUCAUCCAGAAGCAUCGGGAGUGUAUGGCUGGCUUUGGCUACAAGGUCUAA
Messenger RNA from Protomyces lactucae-debilis, 192 nucleotides. Its product is annotated as putative copper chaperone for respiratory chain complex IV. Lineage: Eukaryota; Fungi; Ascomycota; Taphrinomycetes; Taphrinales; Protomycetaceae. The record is from RefSeq and is a predicted model, not a curated record. The transcript is spliced from 2 exons. The coding region runs from base 1 to 192 and encodes 63 amino acids. Gene Ontology annotation, biological process: mitochondrial respiratory chain complex IV assembly. Gene Ontology annotation, molecular function: copper ion binding; copper chaperone activity. Gene Ontology annotation, cellular component: mitochondrial intermembrane space.